ACUUUCAUUCCCUUCUCUCUCUUCUUUCUCUCUCCUCUUACUCUCUCUAUAAAACCAGCCAAAAUUUAAGGGGAGCUAAACAAAAAAGCUGUUUUUGUUCCCCUUUCUUAAGGAAAUUCCACCCGUUUUAAUUUAUUAUAAAAACAAUACUCAAAAAAUUAAAAAAAAAGUGAGAAAAAAAUGGAUCAAGAAGAAGAAAAAAGAAUGAUGAUGAAAAGCUUAUGGGCAAAUGUAGUAGUUUUGGUAGCCAUAGUAAUUGUAGCAAAGUUAGUAGUUCAACUAUGGUGGAGACCAAGAAAAGUUGCAAACCAUUUCUCCAAACAAGGAAUUAAAGGCCCUCCUUAUCAAUUCUUCAUUGGUAAUAUGAAAGAAUUAGUUGACUUGAUGCAAAAAGCUUCUUCUCAACCUAUGACUCUUACCCAUAAUGUUCUUCCUAGAGUUCUUCCUUUCUAUCAUCAUUGGAAGAAAAUCUAUGGUGCAACUUAUCUAAUAUGGUUUGGACCCACACCAAGGCUAACGGUUGCGGAUCCGGGUCUAAUUAGGGAGAUAUACUCGACCAAAUCCGAAUUCUAUGAAAAAUAUGAAUCUCAUCCUCUCGUAAGAAAACUUGAAGGAAAUGGCCUUGUUCAUCUCAAUGGUGAAAAAUGGGCUCAUCGUAGAAAGACCCUUUCACCCAUCUUCCACAUUGAAAAUCUCAAAUUGAUGAUACCUAUAAUGGGAAAGAGUGUGGCCCAUAUGUUGGACAAGUGGUCUAUGAUGUCAAAUUCAGGCAAAGUUGAACUGGAAAUUUCAGAAUGGUUUCAAAAUUUAACUGAAGAAGUUAUUACUAGGACCAUUUUUGGUGCUAGUUUUGAUCAUGGUAAAAAAAUCUAUCAAUUACAAGCUAAGCAAAUUAUUUUUGCUGCUGAAUCCUUUCAAAAAGUCUUUUUCCCUGGAUACAGAUUCCUACCAACGAAGAGAAACAGAACGACGUGGAAAUUGGAUAGGGAAAUCGAGACCUCAUUAAUGAAGUUGAUUAGUCAUAGGAAAGAAAGUCUCCUCGAGAAAAGACGUGGAGGAUUGGAGGAAGAAAACGAAGAAGAAGAAGAAUGUCAUAAAGAUUUAUUAGACGUUUUAAUACGAGCAAGUUUAAAAAGGGAAAAUAAUAAUAAUAAUAAUAAUAAUAAUAAUAAUAGUAGAAAGACGAGAAUAACGGAAAAUGAUAUAGUAGAAGAGUGUAAGAGUUUCUUUUUUGCUGGGAAACAUACAACUUCAAAUUUGAUGAUAUGGACUAGUAUUCUCUUAGCAAUGCACCCUCAAUGGCAGCAACUGGCACGUGAGGAAGUUAUGAGGGUGUGUGGAGCACGUGAUAUCCCAACUAAAGAUGAUGUUUCAAAUCUAAAAACGUUAACAAUGAUCAUAUAUGAAGUCCUAAGACUGUACCCACCAGUGGUAGCAUCAAUCCGACGGACCAAAAAAGAAGUGGACCUUGGAGAUCACCUCAACAUCAAAAAAGGAACUGAGCUCCUAAUUCCAAUCCUAGCCGUCCAUCAUGAUCCCACAAUAUGGGGCCCGGACGCAUUGGAAUUUAAUCCGACCCGGUUUUCCCAAGGCGUGUCUCGAGCUGCAACCCACCCGACCGCCUACAUGCCAUUCGGAGUAGGCGGUCGUCAAUGCAUUGGACAAAACCUUGCAUUGUUGCAAGCCAAAUUAGCAAUAGCAAUGAUCUUGCAAAGGUUCACUUUUGAUCUAUCACCCAAUUAUAAGCAUGCACCAACAGUUUUAAUGCUUCUAUAUCCUCAAUUCGGAGCUCCAAUUAUAUUUCGGAGCUUGUAAAACCCAAAUCCCACCCUAACCUAUACUAUAAUUUUGAGUCCUACAUACCAAAACAUCACUAGAAAAUAAUUUUUGCUUUUCUCACUUUUUUUUUCUUUGUUUUUAUGUUUGCUAACCUUUUUACUUUUGCACUAACCCACUUGUGAAAAAAAUAUUAGGGCUUGGAAAUUUUUUAAUUUUUUAGAAUUGCUAGCAUAUCUUGUUUCUUAUUGUAAUUAAGUAAAUAUUGUAUACAUUUGCUUCUAAUCACUAACAAAAUUGUAAUAUAUGAUAAUGAAUU
Messenger RNA from Amaranthus tricolor (Joseph's coat), 2095 nucleotides. RefSeq names its product cytochrome P450 734A1-like. Lineage: Eukaryota; Viridiplantae; Streptophyta; Magnoliopsida; Caryophyllales; Amaranthaceae. The transcript is spliced from 5 exons. The record is from RefSeq and is a predicted model, not a curated record. Gene Ontology annotation, biological process: brassinosteroid homeostasis; brassinosteroid metabolic process. Gene Ontology annotation, molecular function: iron ion binding; heme binding; monooxygenase activity. Bases 181 to 1815 code for a protein of 544 amino acids.